Plectropomus leopardus (leopard coralgrouper) is the source of this 2945-nucleotide messenger RNA. RefSeq names its product chloride anion exchanger-like. The record is from RefSeq and is a predicted model, not a curated record. Gene Ontology annotation, cellular component: membrane. Gene Ontology annotation, biological process: transmembrane transport. NCBI's taxonomy places the organism in Eukaryota, Metazoa, Chordata, Actinopteri, Perciformes, Serranidae.
CACACACAUUUUUUUUUUCUCCCACACGCCAACCUCAAGAAAACACACUUUAAAUGUACACCACAGCAGUCUGUGGUCCCUUGGCGGAUGCUCAUUUUGAUUUAAACACUUCUGCUUUUGUGAGUCGGCAUAGAUAUAAAGCCAAGAGGAGGAGAAAUAUUAGAACAACAGCUUAAAAGACACUUGGAGGCCUGUUCAUGAUGACCUGUCUGCAUCAAGCCACAUAGAGGGGAAACAGCCGUCCUCCAGGCAGCAGAGGCGAGAUGAUGCGACCGGGAGCUCAGCAGUAUGUGGUGGCCAGGCCGCUGUACUCGGAGGACUCCUUCGCAGAGGACCACGAAAAGGUGUACAGGCACCACAAGAGCAUACUGGACCACCUCAAGCAGUACUUCACGUGUGAUGCCAAACGGGCUAAGAAUGCAGCUCUGUCUCUCCUGCCAGUCAUCGGCUGGAUGAAGAUCUACAGAAUCAAAGAGUGGCUGCUCAGUGACAUCGUGUCUGGUAUCAGUACUGGACUUGUAGCUGUCCUGCAAGGUCUGGCCUACUGUCUGCUGGCUUCUUUGCCACCCUGGUACGGACUCUUCUCCGCCUUCUUUCCUGUUGUCAUUUACUUUUUCUUGGGCACCUCCAGACACAUCUCCGUUGGUCCAUUCCCAGUCUUAUGUCUGAUGAUCGGAUCAGUGGUCACCCGGUUGGUUCCAGACGAGGGUCCGCCCCUCAACAUCACGGGCUUUGAGGGCCUGACCAGAGAUGAGCAGAGAGUGUUGGUAGCUUCUUCUGUGUCCUUCCUCGCCGGCAUCAUGCAGCUUGCCAUGGGUGUUCUGCAGGUGGGCUUUGUUGUCAUGUACCUGUCUGACACUCUGGUGUCUGGCUUCACCACAGCAGCUGCUGUGCACAUCCUGGUGUCUCAGCUCAAGUUUGUCUUAGGGUUGACCGUUCCAGGCAUCAGUGGACCACUGUCUAUCAUAUAUACCCUGGAGAUCAUCUUCAAUAAGAUCACCUCUACUAAUGUGUGCGACGUGGUGAUCUCCCUAGUGAUCAUGGUGGUGGUGUUCAUUGUGAAAGAGCUAAAUGACAGAUUCAAAUCAAAGCUGCCAGUGCCUAUCCCCAUAGAGGUCAUCAUGACUGUCAUUGCAUGUGGAGUUUCAUACGCAUUUGACUUCAAGACAAAAUAUGGCAUUGAUGUUGUUGGCUCUAUUCCAAAAGGGUAUGAAGCUCCAAUGCCCCCCAACCUGCACAUCUUCAAGGAGACAACGGUGGAAGCAUUUCCUAUGGCCAUAGUGGGUUUUGCUGUUGCAUUCUCUGUGGCAAAAGUCUAUUCUGUAAAACAUGAUUACACCAUAGAUGGAAACCAGGAGCUGAUAGCUUUUGGAGUCAGCAACAUCUUUGGAGCGUCCUUCAAGUCUUUUGCUGCAAGUACAGCUCUUUCCAGGAGCGCAGUGCAGGAGAGCACAGGUGGCAAGACUCAGGUAGCAGGUUUUCUGUCAGCUCUCAUAGUGAUGAUCGUCACAUUGGCCAUUGGAUUCCUCCUGGAGCCGCUCCCAAAGUCUGUGCUGGGUGCUGUGGUCAUUGUCAACCUGAAGGGCAUGCUGAUGCAGGUUAGAGAAGUCCCCUACCUGUGGAGAAGGGACAAGCCAGACUGUGUGGUGUGGAUGGGUACCUGUGUUGCAGCCAUCUUGCUGGGGCUGGACCUUGGACUGGCUGCAGGUCUCGGAAUAGAGCUGAUCAGUGUUGUCCUCAGGACUCAGUUUCCUCGCUGCAGUGUGCUGGCCAACAUUAAAGGAACUGAUAUCUACAAAGACAGAAAGGAUUAUAUCAAUAUAUAUGAGCCAGAUGGGGUGAAGAUCUUCAGGAUACCAUCACCAAUCUUCUUUGCCAACAUUGAGUUCUUCAGGAGCAAGUUGGUGGAAGCUCUUGGAUUCAACCCGUUGCGAGUGUUGAGAAAGAGAAAUAAAGCGCUGAGGAUGAUCCGGCGGCUUUUAAAGAGGGGAGAUCUUCAGUAUACAGCAAGAGGCUUCCAAAAUACCUCCUGUGGACCCAUCAAGGAGUCAGAGGAUAAGAGCAACAUGGAGGAGCUAGACCUGCCGACUGACUUCAAGGACCUUCCUGCCCGGAUUGACUGGAGCGCCGAGCUUCCUGCCAAUAUCGUUGUUCCCAGAGUGGACAUCCAUAGCCUGAUCCUGGACUUUGCUGCCGUCUCUUUCCUAGACAUCUCUGGUCUGAAGGGACUCAAAACAGCAUUGAAAGAGCUGAUCAGGGUUGAAGUUGACGUCUACAUUGUGGCUUGUGAUACUUACAUUCUGCAGAAAUUGCAUGACUGUUGCUUUUUUGAUGAUGAAGUCCAGCCAUCAAUGUUCUUCCUGACACUGCAUGAUGCUAUGCUGCACGUCCUUGAGAAACACCCCGACUCUACAGAAAAGAAAUUGGACCAUGAAAGGAUUAUAACAACAGUUACAGUUCACCACCCUGGAGGCAGUGUAAGGAACAGAGAUAGAAGUGUUCCAGACCCAGAAACCAGGUUCUAACUUCUGAAUGAGGAGAUGGUGAUUUCUGGGAGAAAACACCAAAAAGACCAAAGACAAAAAGAGUAAAUGUUUUACAGAUCAUGCUGUACAAUACAUUGAUGUAGUUAAUAAUGAGAUACUGCUUUUGACUUUAUACAUCUGACAAUCUAAGUUUACACAUACAGUAUUGACUGUAAUGUAAGAAAACUAAUUUCAUGGUAUUGAUGUUUUUUUAUACUGUAUAUAGUGAAUUUGUAGAAAUUUUAGAUGCAGUAUAUUUUACAUGUUGUAUAUAUAUUUUCAUAAUAAUAAGAAUAAAUUAACUUCUUGCUGUUUUCAACUGUUUUCAAAAAAAUAUUCUUUGUUUGGGACCGAAGCAAUGUGACAUAGACUGAAUGUACAAUGGCCGAAUUAUUGAAAUAAACAUUUUACCACUCUAAA